UCCAGAGGCUGCCCUUGAGCCAUUUACAUUCGCAAGCAAUAAUAGUCCUCUUCCUUGUAUGUGCUUUUGAGAAUCAGACACUACGCUACUCGCAACAUCAGGCAAGAAGCAGAAUUUGCUGAGAAUGGCAUCCGUGACCAUGACAGCCUCGUUCCUAGCUGGCUCGUCCUUGGCCAAACAACCCAUAACGACCCCACGCAGAGGGCUGAUCGUGGCUAAGGCCUCAAGAGCCACUGAGGAGGAAAGGGUCAGUGUGGAGAUGAAGAAGAAGGAAGAAAGCAGCAGUGGGAGGAGGGAUUUGGUGUUUUCAGCUGCAGCAGCUGCUGCUGCGUUCUCCAUUGCCAAAGUUGCAAUGGCUGAGGGUGAGCCUAAGGCGGGAACCCCAGAAGCUAAGAAGAAGUAUGCUUCUAUCUGUGUGACAAUGCCUACUGCUCGUAUCUGCCGCAAUUGAGGGAAUCUUUAUGUGUUCUUUAUAUGCAACGUUGAUUGAUGUUUAGAUUAAUGUAAAAGUGUUGUAUCCACUUAUGUCUUUUCAUUGGACAAUCCUCUUUGCUAUA
Molecule: messenger RNA, 557 nt
Organism: Manihot esculenta (cassava)
Lineage: Eukaryota; Viridiplantae; Streptophyta; Magnoliopsida; Malpighiales; Euphorbiaceae
Product: photosystem II 5 kDa protein, chloroplastic
Exons: 1
Coding region: 125-451 (108 amino acids)
Source: RefSeq, a predicted model, not a curated record